Messenger RNA from Penicillium daleae, 825 nucleotides. RefSeq names its product mitochondrial 54S ribosomal protein uL6m. Gene Ontology annotation, cellular component: mitochondrial large ribosomal subunit; ribosome. The transcript is spliced from 2 exons. Bases 1 to 825 code for a protein of 274 amino acids. NCBI's taxonomy places the organism in Eukaryota, Fungi, Ascomycota, Eurotiomycetes, Eurotiales, Aspergillaceae. Gene Ontology annotation, biological process: translation. Gene Ontology annotation, molecular function: structural constituent of ribosome; rRNA binding. The record is from RefSeq and is a predicted model, not a curated record.
AUGUCGUGUCUACCCCAACGCUGCGCGCGGCAGCUCCUCCGAGAGCCCUUCCAGCGCGGCUCAUUACCUCUCUUCCUCACCCCCGCCUUCUCCCCAUCCCGCACACAAUGCUUCUCGACUACAUCCCCGAUGCAAUCCCGAGUCGGCGGCGCCGCCAUCUCCGUUCCCCCCGAGGUGACAUUGAGCUUGGUUGAUAUUCCCAAGAAUACUACUCGCACUCGUGGGAAGGAUGUUCCCAAGUUUACGGCCCAUAUUAAGGGUCCUAAGGGCGAGAUGUCGCUUACUAUUCCCUCUUUCUUGGAUGUCAACUACGAUGCUGCCAACUCAAAGGCUACCUUGUCUGUUGCGGACUCGGAGCAGCCUCAUCAGCGGGCGAUGUGGGGUGCGUAUUGUGGUCCGAUUCGCGAGACGCGCCGUGGUCAGGGACUAACCAAUCGAUUCAAUUGUUCAGGUACGGCGCGCGCACUCCUCCAGAAUCACAUCAUCGGCGUUUCAGAAGGCCACAUCUGCAUUCUCAGCAUGGUCGGUGUCGGUUACAGGGCCACCAUCGAGUCCAAGGCUACCACCGUGACUGCCUCCUAUCCCGGCCAACAAUUCGUUUCCCUGAAGGUCGGCUUCUCUCACCCCAUUGAGCUUGGUGUCCCCGAGGGCAUCAAGGCCAGCACACCCCAGCCUACUCGCAUCCUCCUGGAGGGCGUCGACAAGCGCAAGGUGACGCAGUUUGCUGCCGAGAUCCGUGAAUGGAGACGGCCGGAGCCGUACAAGGGCAAGGGUAUCUUCGUCAAUGGCGAGACUAUCAAGCUCAAGGCGAAGAAGAUUAAAUAG